Daucus carota subsp. sativus is the source of this 2551-nucleotide messenger RNA. RefSeq lists its product as uncharacterized. Lineage: Eukaryota; Viridiplantae; Streptophyta; Magnoliopsida; Apiales; Apiaceae. Gene Ontology annotation, cellular component: membrane. The transcript has 8 exons. The record is from RefSeq and is a predicted model, not a curated record. The coding region runs from base 231 to 2147 and encodes 638 amino acids. Gene Ontology annotation, molecular function: protein binding.
UUUCCUAUAUAUGAUGCCAAUAUUACUGGGUCCGGCAGAUAACAUGCAUGUACUCCUAAGUCCUAAUCGAAUCUGACGUUGUAAUGGGCCACAGACAUAAACGCACACAGAAGACUACAUAUUUAAGAUACACCGCAUUGUACUCUGAGUUAAGGCUGCACUUCUCACAGGCCUAGCUGCUGGCUGGUGACGUUGCCAGCAAAUUUUAAGCAGCGGCCAGCGUGAGGAGCAUGGCAGAUGAAACUUUUGCUGGUCGGGAGGUGCCACAAGAUGAGUCGAUAUCCAUCAACAUACUUGUUGCUGCAAACAUCUCGGCUCAUCCGCAUCAACUUCCCCAAUCAGAGAAUGAAACUGUGGAUAAUCAAUCCUUGUCAGAGUUGGAAAUUGAAAAAGUUGAUGGUGCGCACAGCUCUCGGGAGUCGGCCUCGGGGACAAACAUUUCUGAUUGUCUAUAUUUACAUAGCCCCUACGGGAGAAAGGAAAAAGUUGAGUACCUUCGUAAAGGUCGGCCGCUUUAUGAAGCUGCAAGGAAUGGAAAUUGGGAAGUAGCUGAAAAAAUCUUCAUAGAAUACCCAGCUGCUAAGCGUGCUUAUAUUACUGAAGGAUGGGAAACUCCACUUCACAUCUCUGCUAUAGCAAAUCAGCUUACGUUUGUUGUUGAGUUACUGAAGAAAUUGGAUAAGGAAGAUUUGGCUAUCACAAAUAAGAGAGGUAACACUGCCCUCUGUCUAGCUGCAGUCGGGGGGAAUGUCGACAUAGCCCAUGCGAUUAUCGGAAAAUACAUUGGAGUGGGGGAGAGGCAUGAAAUUGGAGAACACCUUGAACCGGCAAUGAUUCGUGGCCCUGAGGGAAUUUUACCAGUCCGGAUGGCUGCCAAGUUAGGAAAUGAAGCCAUGGUAGAAGAACUACGUGAGCGAUCGAGCAGCAGCCUUUUGUGGACAGAAAGCGAAGGUGCUGAGUUGAUGAAGGACUUGGUUGCGUCUGAUUUAUAUGAGAGUGCCGGGAAGAUGAACCUGCAACUAGCUAUUUCUGAUAAAGAAGUACUUCUCUUGCUGGCUACAAAGCAUAUGGCAGAGAGAAGUAAAAGGGGAAGAUUUAAAAACCUUUUCAGUUGGGGCAGGAAGAAAGCAGAGUUACUGCAAGUUCAAGCACUAAAACUGUUAGACGACAUUUUGGAAUGUGCUUUCAAGGAAAAUGACUUGAAUAUUGCAAACAUAGUUGAUACAGCACCCCUGCUUUUAUUUGAUGCAGCUAAACGAGGCAACUUUCAUUUAUUCAAGCGGUUAAUUUGCUAUUACCCUGAACUUGUGUGGAAGAUUAACCAACAUGGUGUGAGCAUGUUCCAUCUUGCUGUUCAGUAUCGCCAUGAAAUCAUCUUUUCUUUACUUUAUAACAUGGAUGAAGUCCGGAAGUUAGUUACUCUUUAUAAAGAUAAAGAUGGUAACACUAUGCUUCAUUUAGCAGCAACUUUGGCACCAAAGGAUAAGCUCGAUACUGUAACUGGAGCAGCUUUUCAAAUGCAGCAAGCAAUAUGUUGGUACAAGGCCGUGGAAAAAAUAGUUCCGGCUGCAUACAGAAACAUGCGAAAUUGCAAUGGUAGGACAUCAGCGGAUAUCUUUGAUGAGGAGCACAAAAAAUUAUUAAAGGAGGGUGAGAAGUGGAUGAAGGAUACUGCGAAAUCUUGCAUGGUGGUUGCAGCUCUCACUGCCACUGUGAUGUUUUCAUCUGCCUUCACAGUACCUGGGGAUUAUGACAAUGAAGGGCAUCCCAAUUUGUUAAACAGGGCAAGUUUCGACUUCUUAACCGUAUCACAAGUCAUUGGUAUGCUCUCCUCCUCGACCUCAAUCCUAAUGUUCUUAUCUAUCCUCACAUCACGUUUCAACAAAUAUGCAUUUCAACACUCUUUACCCUGGAAAUUGAUGCUUGGACUUGUGGCAUUGUUCGUCUCAAUAGCAUCCAUGCUCAUGGCCUUUUGCCUUGCUAUCCACCUAACGUAUGGCCAUGCGUGGCUUCUUUGGUUCCUCCUUUUGUUAGCUUGUGUACCAGUAAUGUUUAUAUGUCUGAAGUUUCGCCUUUUGGCUGAUAUAAUCCGUUCAACUUGGGUCACGAGUUCCAUGUUCAAAUCAACCAGACUCUCGGACUACUAAAUCUGCAGCACAUUCAAUGUCACCGCACCUUUCUGGAGAUCUUUAUGAAUGUUUAUAUGUCUCGCAUUUCAUGUUCAAAUCAACCAGACUCUCGGACUAGUAAAUCAAGCAAGGUCUUGAACCAGUAAUUCCGCAGCACUUCCAAUUUCAGCGUGCCUUUCGGACAUAGUUAUGAAUUUGAUCUAUGAUGUUUAAUAAUUACAGAGGAUCAUUAUGUAUGAUUGCAGAACUUUAUGCCUCUCAUGGCAAUUUAUUUAGAGGUGCUAUGUUGCCUAGUGUGUAAUAUCUAUCGAGCUGUCUAUGCAAAAAUAAACUCAAUAUGGUAUGUUGUGACGAACCAAGUAUCAUCUAUGACUUUCUUUCUUGUUUCAAAAAAAAUAAAAAAAUCUAUGACUUUCUUUCCA